Messenger RNA from Folsomia candida, 1658 nucleotides. Its product is annotated as WD repeat-containing protein 61. The record is from RefSeq and is a predicted model, not a curated record. Bases 253 to 1173 code for a protein of 306 amino acids. The transcript has 7 exons. Gene Ontology annotation, molecular function: protein binding. Gene Ontology annotation, cellular component: Cdc73/Paf1 complex. Lineage: Eukaryota; Metazoa; Arthropoda; Collembola; Entomobryomorpha; Isotomidae.
UUGCGCCAAUCAGUUUGACAAGUUUUUUGAGGUACGCGUGUUUUUCGUAAUUUUCAAAAUUUACAAAAAUUACGAAACCAACAAACUUGAACCGUUCGGAAAUUGUCGAGUGUAUGUAUACGUUCUAUUUUUAGGCCGGUGAUGAUGUAUAGACUGGUUGUAUACUAAUUUGCCACUUGAUCAAGGUUGGAGGGGUGGAGGAUUAAGUAAAUCUCCCUUAAUUGCGAGUGUUUUUUUUACUGAGCUUUCGAAAUGUCGUUUACUUUGGAAAGACGAGAACAAGCUACGCACGAAGAGGCGAUUUGGGCAGCAGACUGGUAUGUACCGGAAGGAGGCGAUCCAACUACUUCUGGAAAAAUUGUGACCGGGGCGUUGGACGAUACUGUGAAGGUGUGGAAUUACAAUGGGGCAGAAUUAACAGUGGAGCGAACACUUUUGGGUCAUUCUUUGGGGGUGUUGUCUGUGAGGGUGGAUCCUAGUGGAAAGUUAUUUGCGUCGUCGUCCCUGGAUUCUAAUAUCAGCGUGUGGGAUUUGGAGACUGGUGACAAAAAGAAGAGCAUUGAUUCGGGGCCUUUGGAAAGUUGGACGGUUGAGUUUACAAGGGAUUCUAAAUACAUUCUGACCGGCUCGGCUGAUGGUAAAGUGGAAAUGUUUGAUGUGGAGACUGGAAAGAAAGAAAAGUCUUUGGAGACCAAGGGGAAAAUGGCGUUGAGUUUGGCGACGAGUCCAGACGGAAAGUGGAUUGCGUGUGGUGGCUCUAAUGGAUUGGUGGCCUUAUUAGAUGGCGAAACUGGAAAUUACUUUAAGACAUUGGAGGGUCAUGCCAUGCCUGUUCGUGCCCUUGCAUUUUCUCCCGAUUCCAAGCUCUUGUUUACAGCCUCUGAUGAUAAACAUGUGAAGAUAUAUGCUUUGACCGAAUUUCAAGUCGUCGGAACAAUGUCAGGCCACAGUUCUUGGGUACUAGGAGUUUCAGUUUCGCAGGAUGGAACUAAUUUUGCUACCUGCUCAUCGGAUAAAAGCGUCCGGAUCUGGGACCUCAACACUAAAUCUUGUUCUCACGUCUUUAACGAUGCACAUACUGAUCAAGUGUGGUCUGUGGUGUGGGGAUCGAAUACGAAAUUAGCUUCAGUUGGAGAAGACAAAUGCAUCAACAUUUACAACAUGGUUAAAUAAGAACAAUUAGGAUAGUUAUGUAUUAUGUAUCCUUCUUUUGUUUUUUUAUUUUUGUUUCAAAUAUUCAAUCUUUCAAUUAAAAUUUGUCUUGUUAUCCCAAAAAUGGCACGAGGGCUCUUUAGAGUUUUAUUUUUACCAUAACACAACAUAAAUACUUAUUAGCUAUACUCUCCAUCUAAAUAUUAUUUGUUAUCAAGAAUCCGAAUAGUAUGUUCACUGGAUAAAACAGUUCCUUUUUUCAUCAGUACUCUACAUUCAUUUCUUUAGAGUGCACUUAUGUGUGACACAGUAUGUAUAUUGACACGUCGUCGUCGUCGUCGAUAAUUAAACUUUCAUACUGUUUUAUACAUAUAUUUAGAUAUCUAAUAUGGUUUUUUGAACUGAACCGAAUAGCAAUACUCACUUCUUUUCCUACAUUAUCGGAUCAUCGUAUAUGUAUUAACAGAAUGGAACUGUAAUGACGACAAAUAAAAUUAAUAAUAAAA